This is a messenger RNA of Coregonus sp. 'balchen', 17126 nucleotides long. The record is from the annotation of a GenBank genome assembly. NCBI's taxonomy places the organism in Eukaryota, Metazoa, Chordata, Actinopteri, Salmoniformes, Salmonidae.
AAUGUGAUUCCACAGCAGCUGCUGGACCAGUACCUUUCCAUGACGGACCCGGCACGAGCCCAGACGGUGGACACAGAGAUUGCCAAGCACUGUGCGUUCAGCCUGCCCGGCGUAGCCCUCACCCUGGGCCAACAGAACUGGCACUGCCUCAAGGACACCUACGAGACCCUCGCCACCGACGUACAGGUGUGUACUUUUUUGGGGCACUCACAAAUCUUUUAUUUUGAGCUAUACAGGUGGGGCCCUGACCUGGGUUGUGUUCAUUAGGCACCAAAACGGACUGAAACAAGGAGGGACAAUUUGUUAUUGUUCAAUAAGAAACAAUCAUUUUCAUUUUCUGUUGCGAAACGGUUUUUACAAGUUUUCAGUUGUGUGCCCUAAUGAACAUGACCCAGGAAACUUGGGGUUCUAAAGGCGCUGACACAGCAGACGGGGUGGCCCAUUCAUAUUCAAUGAAGCCUAUGCGGGGGGGGGGGCAAUUAUAUCCAGGCAGAGCGGUUAGCGGUGCUCGUGCCUGUGGAAACCACUCAGCCAAUGGUGAGAAAAUAGGAUUCUGCUCUAUUUUUCAAGCGGUGCCUUCGUUAUUGAACAAUCACAGUAGAAAACGUAGCCUGCAUGAUGAUACGUCAGCACGUACCUGUACUUCCAACAGCAGCACCAGCAAACCUGCCCACUAGCUAGCUAGCUAACACAAUAAGUUUACAGAGUCAUGUUUAACAAUAAAAAAUCAUUGUUUUCUAAUCCAUUUUUUCAUUAAUAGUUUGUGUUCCAUGUAAAUACGUUUUUAUGCAUGCUUAUGGUAGGGUGUUAGGUGACUCAACAAACAAUGGAUGCUAUGCGAGAAUUCUACGACAAACAGCAGUGAUCAAAUCAAUUUUCACUAAAUGUCAAUAAUGUGGUCUCAAAAUACAUAAAUCAUUUGAAAACAUGAAUGUGGAAGUUGUUAACCACGUCUUAAAAUCCCAGUACUGUACGUUAUGAUAUUUACGCAAUAUGAGCCGAAAUGUAAAGCAAGUGCCGAGCUAAGAACGUUCAAUUCUGUGGGACAUCCUUUUUUAUGAAACCCGCAAAAUCGGUGUAUUCAUAUUUGCUCUUUACGAUUUGGUAUUCCUCAAUCUACCAGAGUAAGAGUGAUGUGACAUUGUAUUGCCAACAAGUAGGGAAAGUCCUGAGGGUGUUUUACAGUCAUCAGAUGUCCUUGGACUGAAACAAGGUAAACCAUUUUUUCCUUUCUAUCAAUCAGAUGUUUUCAGAGACACGAAGAAAACAUAGCAGGUUGCAAAGUACAGCUUCGUAGCUUCAUUUUGUAUGGGUUGUCAGGGAUUGGUCCAAAUUCACGUCGCCACCCGUUUUCAUGACGAGAUGCUAGCUAGCUGUGUGAGGGAUUGUUUGUUGCCUUGACGCCAUUGGCUGAGGUAACGCUCUGGGCGAGAGGUAGCGUUGCUCUGCGGUGGCUGUAUUGUGCCAACGGCAAUUUUGUGAUUGUUUUUAUUAUUUCAAGUGUAAACCACCAGAAUUCAGUGCCCUACAAUUGAGAAGAACAUAGCUAAAUACCAAUUAAUUGAAAAAGUGUCCCAUCUAUCUUGCUGUGCAGGUGGCUAGCAGGCAGCUCACUCUAUUCUCAGUCUUGGCUAAUUAUUUGCUGGAAAUGGUGCAGUUUAUCCUCCCAUCACUAGAAUAUUUUACAUUUUAGUCAUUUAGCAGACGCUCUUAUCCAGAGCGAUUUACAGGAGCAAUUAGGGUUAAGUGCCUUGCUUAAGGGCACAUCGACAGAUUUUUCACCUAGUCGGCUCGGAGAUUAGAACCAGCGACCUUUCGGUUACUGGCACAACGCUCUUACCCACUACGCUACCUGCCACACCAAACUUCACAUUACAAUGUAACCCAACUCAAGUGUAGGCCAACAUUAGAAGUAAGCUAUGUUAUUAUUCUAGUAGUGUAGCCUUCUGUGUUACAGUUCAGACUUAGUGAGAAGUGUGUGUCUGUGUAUUCUACAUAUUCUAUCAACAUACUGUCCAUAAUGUCUAUACAGUGGGGAGAACAAGUAUUUGAUACACUGCCGAUUUUGCAGGUUUUCCUACUUACAAGCAUGUAGAGGUCUGUAAUUUUUAUCAUAGGUACACUUCAACUGUGAGAGACUGAAUCUAAAACAAAAAUCCAGAAAAUCACAUUGUAUGAUUUGUAAGUAAUUAAUUUGCAUUAUUGCAUGACAUAAGUAUUUGAUACAUCAGAAAAGCAAAACUUAAUAUUUGGUACAGAAACCUUUGUUUGCAAUUACAGAGAUCAUACGUUUCCUGUAGGUCUUGACCAGGUUUGCACACACUGCAGCAGGGAUUUUGGCCCACUCCUCCAUACAGACCUUCAGAUCCUUCAGGUUUUGGGGCUGUCGCUGGGCAAUACGGACUUUCAGCUCCCUCCAAAGAUUUUCUAUUGGGUUCAGGUCUGGAGACUGGCUAGGCCACUCCAGGACCUUGAGAUGCUUCUUACGGAGCCACUCCUUAGUUGCCUUGGCUGUGUGUUUCGGGUUGUUGUCAUGCUGGAAGACCCAGCCACGACCCAUCUUCAAUGCUCUUACUGAGGGAAGGAGGUUGUUGGCCAAGAUCUCGCGAUACAUGGCCCCAUCCAUCCUCCCCUCAAUACGGUGCAGUCGUCCUGUCCCCUUUGCAGAAAAGCAUCCCCAAAGAAUGAUGUUCCCACCUCCAUGCUUCACGGUUGGGAUGGUGUUCUUGGGGUUGUACUCAUCCUUCUUCUUCCUCCAAACACGGCGAGUGGAGUUUAGACCAAAAAGCUCAAUUUUUGUCUCAUCAGACCACAUGACUUUCUCCCAUUCCUCCUCUGGAUCAUCCAGAUGGUCAUUGGCAAACUUCAGACGGGCCUGGACAUGCGCUGGCUUGAGCAGGGGGACCUUGCGUGCGCUGCAGGAUUUUAAUCCAUGACGGCGUAGUGUGUUACUAAUGGUUUUCUUUGAGAAUGUGGUCCCAGCUCUCUUCAGGUCAUUGACCAGGUCCUGCUGUGUAGUUAUGGGCUGAUCCCUCACCUUCCUCAUGAUCAUUGAUGCCCCACAAGGUGAGAUCUUGCAUGGAGCCCCAGACCGAGGGUGAUUGACCGUCAUCUUGAACUUCUUCCAUGUUCUAAUAAUUGCGCCAACAGUUGUUGCCAACUCACCAAGCUGCUUGCCUAUUGUACUGUAGCCCAUCCCAGCCUUGUGCAGGACUACAAUUUUAUCCCUGAUGUCCUUACACAGCUCACUGGUCUUGGCCAUUGUGGAGAGGUUGGAGUCUGUUUGAUUGAGUGUGUGGACAGGUGUCUUUUAUACAGGUAACGAGUUCAAACAGGUGCAGUUAAUACAGGUAAUGAGUGGAGAACAGGAGGGCUUCUUAAAGAAAAACUAACAGGUCUGUGAGAGCCGGAAUUCUUACUGGUUGGUAGGUGAUCAAAUACUUAUGUCAUGCAAUAAAAUGCAAAUUAAUUACUUAAAAAUCAUACAAUGUGAUUUUCUGGAUUUUUGUUUUAGAUUCCGUCUCUCACAGUUGAAGUGUACCUAUGAUAAAAAAUUACAGACCUCUACAUGCUUUGUAAGUAGGAAAACCUGCAAAAUUGCCAGUGUAUCAAAUACUUGUUCACCCCACUGUACAUCCCAUAUACGAAGUCGGAAGUUUACAUACACCUUAGCCAAAUACAUUUAAACUCAGUUUUUCACAAUUCCUGACAUUUAAUCCUAGUAAAAAUCCCCUGUCUUAGGUCAGUUAGGAUCACCACUUUAUUUUAAGAAUGUGAAAUGUCAGAAUAAUAGUAGAGAGUAUGAUUUAUUUAAGCUUUUAUUUAUUUAAUCACAUUCCCAGUGGGUCAGAAGUUUACAUACACUCAAUUAUUAUUUGGUAGCAUUGCCUUUAAAUUGUUUCACUUGGGUCAAACGUUUCAGGUAGCCUUCCACAAGCUUCCCACAAUAAGUUGGGUGAAUUUUGGCCCUUCCUCCUGACAGAGCUGGUGUAACUGAGUCAGGUUUGUAGGCCUCCUUGCUCGCACACACUUUUUCAGUUCUGCCCACAAAUGUUCUAUAGGAUUGAGGUCAGGCCUUUGUGAUGGCCACUCCAAUACCUUGACUUUGCUGUCCUUAAGCCAUUUUGCCACAAUUUUGGAAGUAUGCUUGGGAUUAUUGUCCAUUUGGAAGACCCAUUUGCGACCAAGCUUUAACUUCCUGACUGAUGUCUUGAGAUGUUGCUUCAAUAUAUCCACAUAAUUUUCCUUCCUCAUGAUGCCAUCUAUUUUGUGAAGUGCACCAGUCCCUCCUGCAGCAAAGCACCCCCACAGCAUGAUGCUGCCACCCCUGUGUUUCACGGUUUGGAUGGUGUUCUUCGGCUUGCAAGUGCUCCCUUUUUCCUCCAAACAUAACGAUGGUCAUUAUGGCCAAACAGUUCUAUUUUUGUUUCAUCAGACCAGAGGACAUUUCUCCAAAAAGUACGAUAUUUGUCCCCAUGUGCAGUUUAUUUGUCCCCAUGUGCAGUUGCAAACCGUAGUCUGGCUUUUUUAUGGCGGUUUUGGAGCAGUGGCUUCAUCCUUGCUGAGCGGCCUUUCAGGUUAUGUCGAUAUAGGACUCGUUUUACUGUGGAUAUAGAUACUUUUGUACCUGUUUCCUCCAGCAUCUUCACAAGGUCCUUUGCUGUUGUUCUGGGAUUGAUUUGCACUUUUCGCACCAAAGUACGUUCAUCUCUAGGAAGCAGAACACGUCGCCUUCCUGAGCGGUAUGACUGCUGCGUGGUCCCAUGGUGUUUAUACUUGCGUACUAUUGUUUGUACAGAUGAACGUGGUACCUUCAGGCGUUUGGAAAUUGCUCCCAAGGUUGAACCAGACGUGUGGAGGUCUACCAUUUUUUUCUGAGGUCUUGGCAGAUUUCUUUUGAUUUUCCCAUGAUGUCAAGCAAAGAGGCACUGAGUUUGAAGGUAGGCCUUGAAAUACAUCCACAGGUACACCUCCAAUUGACUCAAAUUAUGUCAAUUAGCCUAUCAGAAGCUUUUAAAGCCAUGACAUAAUUUUCUGGAAUUUUCCAAGCUGUUUAAAGGCACAGUCAACUUAGUGUAUGUAAACGUCUGACCCACUGGAAUUGUGAAACAGUGAAUUAUAAGUGAAAUAAUCUGUCUGUAAACAAUUGUUGGAAAAAUUACUUGUGUCAUGCACAAAGUAUAUGUCCUAACCGACUUGCCAAAACGAUAGUUUGUUAACAAGAAAUUUGUGGAGUGGUUGAGAAACAAGUUUUAAUGACUACAACCUAAGUGUAUGUAAACUUCCGACUUCAACUGUAUAGUCCAUUCGGAAAGUAUUCAGACCCCUUGACUUUUUCCAGAUUUUGUUACGUUACAGCCUUAUUCUAAAAUUGAUUAAAUAAAUAAAAAUCCUUAUCAAUCUACACACAAUACCCCAUAAUGACAAAGCAAACACAAGUCUUUUAGAAAUGUUUGCAAAUGUAUUAAAAAUAUAAAGCGGAAAUAUCACAUUUACAUAAGUAUUCAGACCCUUUACUCAGUACUUUGUUGAAGCACCUUUGGCAGCGAUUACAGCCUUGAGUCUUCUUGGGUAUGACGCUACAAGCUUGGCACACCUGUAUUUUGGGAGUUUCUCCCAUUAAUCUCUGCAGAUCCUCUCAAGUUCUGUCAGGUUGAAUGGGGAGCGUCGCUGCACAGCUAUUUUCAGGUCUCUCCAGAGAUGUUUGAUCGGGUUCAAGUCCGGGCUCUGGCUGGGCCACUCAAGGACAUUCAGAGACUUGUCCCAAAGCCAAUCCUGUGUUGGAUGGUUCUGUGUUCAUGGUCUGAGAGUCUUUAGGUGCCUUUUGGCAAACUCCAAGCGGGCUGUCAUGUGCCUUUUACUGAGGAGUGGCUUCAGUCUGGCCACUCUACCAUAAAGGCCUGAUUGGUGGAGUGCUGCAGAAAUGGUUGUCCUUCUGGAAGGUUCUCCCAUCUCCACAGAGGAACUCUAGAGCUCUAUUAGAGUGACCAUCGGGUUCUUGGACACCUCCCUGACCAAGGCCCUUCUCCCCCGGUUUCUCAGUUUGGCCAGGAGAACAGCUCUAGGAAGAGUCUUGGUGGUUCCAAACUUCUUCCAUUUAAGAAUGAUGGAGGCCACUGUGUUCUUGGGGACCUUAAAUGCUGCAGAAAUGUGUUGGUACCCUUCCCCAGAUCUGUGCCUCGACACGAUCCUGUCUCGGAGCUCUACAGACAAUUCCUUCGACCUCAUGGCUUUGUUUUUGCUCUGACAUGCACUGUCAACUGUGGGACCUUAUAUAGACAGGUGUGUGUGCCUUUCCAAAUGAAUUUACCACAGGUGGACUCCAAUCAAGUUGUAGAAACAUCUCAAGGAUGAUCAAUGGAAACAGGAUGCACAUGAUCUCAAUUUCGAGUUUUACAGCAAAGGGUCUGGAUACUUAUGUAAAUAAGGUAUUUCUGUUUUUUAUUUGUAAUACAUUUGCAAAAAUUGAUAAAAAACCAGUUUUCCCUUUGUCACUAUGGGGUAUUGUGUGUAGAUUGAGAUAAAAAAAAUAAUAUAUAUAUAUAUAUAUAUAUAUAUAUAUAUAUAUAUAUAUAUAUAUAUAUAUAUAUAUAUAUAUAUAUAUUAGAAUAGGGCUGUAAUGUAAGAAAAUUUGGAAAAGGUCAAGGGCUCUGAAUUCUUUCCGAAUGCACUGUAUGCAGAUAUUACAGCAACAUCACAUUAAGUGUCAUAGGCAGCAUUGCAAACUGUAGUAUUCCAAGCCCAUUUGAGAGCGAGAGAGCGAGAGAGAGCGAGAGAGAGAUAAUUGACUAUUUAAAAUGUGAUACAUUGUUUGAUUGUUUAUAAUUUUUAUUCUAAUCAUAAUAAAUUAUAUAUUUCCCAUUGAAUGAAUGGGACCUUUUUUUUAUAACCCCCUAUAGUUCAUUGACGCAAUCCACUGCAUCCGCCAAUGUCGCACUUCCGCAUCUGUGGUGAAAGGUGGCAGAGCUAGGGCGGUGAUUGUCAGAUGAUGACAAUUCCAGGUGAAGCUGGUUGAGAGAAUGCCAAGAGUGUGCAAAGCUGUCAUCAAGGCAAAGGGUGGCUAUUUUGAAGAAUCUAAAAUAUAUUUGGAUUUGUUUAACACUUUUUUUGGGUUACUACAUGAUUCCAUAUGUGUUAUUUCAUAGUUCUGAUGUCCUCACUAUUAUUCUACAAUGUAGAAAAUAGUAAAAAUAAAGAAAACCCUUGAGUAGGUGUCCAAACUUUUGACUGGUAUUGUAUGUGUAAAAAAAUAACAUAUUUCCUUCGCUUUCUUAUAUCUCCUAGAUAUAGGACAGACACUUCAAAACCUUGUUUCUUAUGAUGAAUUUUUUAGUGUCUUUUUUGCCAUUUAUGUGUUAUUCAAUGCGUUUCUCUGGGCUAUGGUAGUAAUGGCCAAAUUCAAUAAUUUGACUUUUUUAUAUAUAUUGUUUUGAUACCUAAGGGGGUCCAAAAAUUCCAAAUCAAUAGCUAAAUGAUCCAUAGUAUGACCGUCUUAAAACAAUUCCGUAUGUCGGCUUAGAAGCCACCCCCCCCCCAAAAGCUUAGACUAACAAGGGUUAAAUAUUCAUUAUUUGCUAUUGCUUUUUAAAAAUGUUGCAACCUCCCAGUUCUGCAUAAAACAUCAAAUAUGUUAACAAUAUGACCACCUUACAUUAAAUGAUUGAAAUUACAUACAUACUAAUUAGCAUAUUAAGUACCUCAUUUGCAUAGAGCCAUAUUAAAAAGUUGCAUUCUAUUUUCGUAUUUAAAAAAAAAUUGUAACAAACUUUCAGUUUUACAUAAAGCAUAAGGAUUUGUUAAUAAUUUCACCCUACCUUAUAUUAUUGGUUUUAAGGUACUGUAAUUAUGUAUUCUCUACUGCCUCAUUUACAUAUUAAGUUCAACAUUUGCAUAAUAUUGCAUUUUUAUGUCAUACAUUUUACUUUUAUUUGAAAUAACUCUGUAUUCUGCAUCAGCCCUGAAAAUGUCAUAACAAUAUGACAACCCUCUCUUGAGAUAUUGGGGAAAAAACGUGUUGAAAUUAAGAAUCCAGACAGGUUAUUUGGUGACCUUUUUGACUAGGGAUUAACAAUGACCAGUCCACAACCUUUGACCUUUUCCGAUCACUUGAAAAUAUGAUAUCUCAGCAAUGGUACAUCCUUUCCUCAUGAAAUAAAGCGUUCUGUGUUCCUGAUAAGUUUUUAUAUAACAUGGAAUACAACGUAUGCACCAGAACCACAGUUUCAUUUUGACCCCUAACACCCUGUUAAAGCUAUAAUUUUUUCGCACGUCGAUAAUGUUUGUUUAUUUCGUUGCUAUGGUCACCGGCGGCUGUCUCGUAGACUAGGCUGUCGCCCAAUGGUGUGUGAAGGCAAUAGCCACUUUGACUAGAGGGACAAGUGGUGUACUCUGCGGGGUUCUCAGUGAUAUUCUGCUGGCAGUCUGAAAAUCGGUUUAAUGGUAACUGCUAGGUUUCCAACUAAAAUAUAUACAGCUUUUUAAAAGAUUUUAUCAGACUGUGAGGUGUGAAAGUGAACAACACACCAUGUGUUGACAUAAUCUCAUCAUUAGAGAUUGAGGCGCUGAUACCCGUCAGAAAACCACCGUUAGAUUUGUGUUGCAAAUCCUACAGUAUGUACGUUGCUAUGCAAAUGACCAGUCCAGUGACUGCUUGUUAACAGCGCUCAUGACGUAAUAUGGAGUUAUUAGUUUGCAACCAAAAUCAAUACAGCUUAUCUUUUUCACUUAAAGCUUAGCUUCAGUUACUUUUGUGAAGAAUAGUGGAUUGUUAGAGAUUCAUUAUUCAAUGAGUGGUAUUGCAGCUUGGCUGAGGCAGGGAGUGGCUGUGUUAGCCUGUGUAGUCGUUGACCGAGGCAUAUCAGCCAUUUCCUCAUGAGUUUUAACUCCCCAACAUGUGGAAAAGUCUUGUUUUGGUGUAGAGCCAAGCUAACCUUCUGGCUUUAUAUUCAUUACCGCUACAGUGGAAGGUGCGCCGUACGCUGGCGUUCUCCAUCCACGAGCUGGCGGUGAUCCUGGGAGACCAGCUGACGGCGGCCGACCUGGUGCCCAUCUUCAACGGCUUCCUCAAGGACCUUGACGAGGUGCGCAUCGGCGUGCUCAAACACCUCUAUGACUUCCUUAAGGUGAGACCACCAUACAUGUAACAAGUAAACUGUGAAGCGAUUCUAAAUCGUCUAUCUACAUAUUAGAACAAUUAUGUUUGGUCCACCUGCUGUGCUGUUUUACUAGCCUGGUCCUAGAUCUGUUUGUGCUCUUGCCAACACCAUUGCUCAUUGUCAAGCCAAACAUUGACAAUUAGUGACAAGGAGUUGGUAUGAUACCACAAAUAGACUAACUUUUUGCUGCCACAUGGUAAAUCUAGGUUGGAUUUUAUACUGAACAAAAAUAUAAACGCAACAUGGAACAAUUCCAAACAUUUUACUGAGUUACAGUAAUCUAUGGAUUUCACAUGAGUGGAAAUACAGAUAUGCAUCUGUUUGUCACAGAUACUGUGAAAAAAAAGUAGGGGCGUGACCACAUUUGCCUCAUGCAGUGCGACACAUCUCCUUCGCAUAGAGUUGAUCAGGCUGUUGACUGUGGCCUGUGGAAUGUUGUCCCAUAAAGUUGCUGGAUAUUGGCGGGAACUGGAACACGCUGUCGUACAUGUUGAUCCAGAGCAUCCCAAACAUGCUCAAUGAGUGACAUGUCUGGUAAGUAUGCAGGCCAUGGAAGAACUGGGACAUUUUGGAGGCGGCUUAUGGUAGAGAAAUUAACAUUCAGUUAUCUGGCAACAGCUCUGGUCGACAUUCCUACAGUCAGCAUGCCAAUUGCACACUCCCUCAAAACUUGAUACAUCUGUGGCAUUGUGUUGUGUGACAACUGCACAUUUUAAAGUGGUGUUGUACCCAGCAUAAGGUGCACCUGUGUAAUGAUCAUGCUGUUUAAUCAGCUUCUUGAUAUGCCACACCUGUCAAGUGGAUGGAUUAUCUUGGCAAAGGAGAAAUUCUCACUAACAGGGAUGUAAACACAUUUGUGCACAGAAUUUGAGAGAAAUAAGAUUUGUGUGCAUAUGGAACAUUUCUGAGAAAUUGUAUUUCAGCUCAUGAAACAUGGGACCUACAAUUUACAUGUUGCGUUUUAUAUUUUUGUUCAGUGUAGAUUUAGAUGGCUAUCUGAUGCACUGCAUGAUAGUCACCUAUUACGUGAGGCAUUUGUAGAAUGCUGCCUGACUUGACCUGUGUACUGGGUUUAUAUGGUUGUCACAGAACAGAUUGUCUUUCACAAUAACAAUGUGGUUAGUCUAGAGGUGGAGAGGCAUUUGUAUUUGUGUCUUUUCACUCUUAUUCAGGUUGCCUCCACUUCUUUUGAUACAUAUAUAUGCCUUUUGUCACUAAUAAAAGAGAAUGUGUUGUCCAGGGGUUUUGUAACGAUGAAUAAUGCUUACUUUGGUGAAACAUUAUAACUUGGAUCUGUGGUAUUUCAGCUUUCUGUAUCUUCUGUCUUGUCUGUGGCAGUUGCUCCAUGCCGAGAAGAGGAGAGAGUACCUGUACCAGCUGCAGGAGUUCAUGGUGACCGACAACAGCCGCAACUGGAGGUUUAGAUACGAGCUGGCCGAGUAAGUCUCCCAUUCAUUUAGAUCAGGGCCAAUCUUUGUAGUUCGUUUAGGAUUGAGUCCUCCAUAUUUCUCCCAAGAGGGCCCACUUGCCACAAGUCUCUGAUGGCAUGCACCAUUUUAGUAGUCAACUUGCAUGGGACUUCCAAUGGCUUAGGGAGGGAUCACAGAGUUCCAUCCAGCCGCGUCCUCAGAGCAUGCACAGACCAGCUGGCAGGUGUGUGUUUGGACAUAUUCAAUCUCUCCCUAUCCCGGUCUGUCAUCCCCACUUGCUUCAAGAUGUCCACCAUUAUUCUGGUACCCAAGCAAGCAAAGGUAACUGAACUAAAUGACUAUCGCCCCGUAGUACGCACUACUAAUGUCAUCAUGAAGUGUUUUUAGAGGCUAAUUAAGGACCAUAUCACCUCCACCUUACCCGACACCCUCGACCCACUACAAUUCGCAUACCGCCCCAACAGUUCCACGGAUGACGCAAUAGCCACUGCACUGCACACUGCCCUAUCCCACCUGGAUAAGUGAAAUGCCUAUGUGAGAAUGCUGUUCAUCGACUACAGUUAGGCUUUCAACACCAUGCUGCCCCCCAAGCUCAUCACUAAGCUCAGGGCCCUGGGACUGAACCCCUCUCUGUGCAACUGGGUCCUAGACUUCCUGACGGGUCGCCCCUAGGCAGUGAGGGUAGGCAACAACAUAUCCGCCCCACGCUGAUCCUCAACACAAGGGCCCCCCCAGGGAUGUGUGCUAAGCCCUCUUUUGUAAGCCCUGUUCAACCAUGACUGUGUGGCUACGCACGACUCCAACUCUUGCUGAUGACACAACAGUGUUAGGCCUGAUCACCAACAACGACAAGACAGCCUACAGGAGGUAAGUGCCCUAGCUGAGUGGUGCCGGGGAAAUAACCUCACCCUCAACGUCAACAAAAGCUGAUCGUGGAUUACAGGAGACAGCAGAGUGAGCACGCCCCCAUCCACAUCGACGGGGCAGCAGUGGAGGGUGUUACUUUCCCCAGCAAGAAAAUAAAUGUUGCUUAAACAGAAGGGGGAACUAACAGAGUCACUGACAACAACCAAAACAAAACAGGUGGGGAUUUAGGAGGGGUUCUGAAAGACACUCAUGGGGGUGUCCACUGAUAGUUGACUAGCAACAACAACUGGAACCUAAAAGACACCCACUAUGAGUGCCCACCGAAUUUUCCCAAGAAGUGGCAAUCAAAAGAAAAACCAAACGUAGACUGGAAGUAAACCAAAAAGGUGGAGCAGAACGAAAUCAGGGAAAUCAGAUAAAGGAAUGUUUUUCUAGAAAUCUAAAUAGGGAGCGCCAACUAAAGGUGUUGACGCAUCUAAACUAUACAGUGCAUUCGGAAAGUAUUGAAACCCCUUGACUUUUCACUCAUUUUGUUAUGUUACAGCCUUAUUCUGAAAUGGAUUCAAGGAUGAUCAAUAAUUUUUUUCCCUCAUCAAUCUACACACAAUACUCCAUAAUGACAAAGCAAAAACAGGUUUUUAGAAAUGUUUGCAAAUGUAUUAAAAAUAAAAAACAGAAAUACCUUCGCUACAUAAGUAUUCAGACCCUUUGCUAUGAGACUCGAAAUUGAGUUCAGGUGCAUCCUGUUUCUAUUGAUCAUCCUUGAUGUUUCUACAACUUGAUUGGGGGCCACCUGUGGUAAAUUCAAUUGAUUGGACAUGAUUUGGAAAGGCACACACCUGUCUAUAUAAGGUCCCACAGUUGACAGUGUAUGUCAGAGCAAAAACCAAACCAUGAGGUCAAAUGAAUUGUCCGUAGACCUCCGGGACAGGAUUGUGUCGAGGCACAGAUCUGGAGAAGGGUACCAAAACAUUUCUGCAGCAUUGAAGGUCCCCAAGAACACGGUGGCUUCCAUUCUUAAAUGGAAGAAGUUUGGAACCAACAAGACCCUAGAGCUGGCCGCCCGGCCAAACUGAACAAUCGGGGGAGAAGGGCCUUGGUCAGGAAGGUGAGUAAGAACCCGAUGGUCACUCUGGCAGAGCUCCAGAGUUCCUCUGUGGAGAUGGGAGAACCUUCCAAGGACAACCAUCUCUGCAGCACUCCACCAAUCAGGCCUUUAUGGUAGAGUGGCCAGACAGAAGCCACUCCUCAGUAAAAGACACAUGAUAGCCAGCUUGGAGUUUGCCAAAAGGCACCUAAAGGAUUCUCAGACAAUGGGGAAAAAAAAGAUUAUCUUGUCUGAUAAAACCAAGAUUGAACUCUUUGGCCUGAAUGCCAAGCGUCAUGUCUGGAGGAAACCUGGUACCAUCCCUACGGUGAAGCGUGGUGGUGGCAACAUCAUUCUGUGGGGAUGUUUUUCAUCGGCAGGGACUGGGAGACUAGUCAGGAUCGAGGGAAAGAUGAAUGGGGCAAAGUACAGAGAGAUCCUUGAUGAAAACCUGCUCCAUAGCGCUCAGGACCUCAGACUGGGCCGAAGGUUCACUUUCCAACAGGACAACGACCCUAAGCACACAGCCAAGACAACGCAGGAGUGGCUUCGGGACAAGUCUCUGAAUGUCCUUGAGUGGCCCGGACUUGAACCCAAUUAAACAUCUCUGGACAGACCUGACAAUAGCUGUGCAGCGACGCUCCCCAUCCAACCUGACAGAGCUUGAGAGGAUCUGCAGAGAAGAAUGGGAAAAACUCCCCAAAUACAGGUGUCCCAAGCUUGUAGCGUCAUACCCAAGAAGACUUGAGGCUGUAAUCGAUGACAAAGGUGCUUCAACAAAGUACUGAGUAAAGGGUCGGAAUACUUAUGUAAAUGUGAUAUUUCAGUUUUUUGCACAAAUUUCUCUACCUGUUUUUGCUGUGUCAUUAUGGGGUAUUGUGUGUAGAUUGAGUAUUUUUUAUUUUUUUAUCCAUUUUUAGAAUAAGGCUGUAACGUAACAAAAUGUGUAAAAAGUCAAGGGGUCUGAAUACUUUCCGAAUGCACUGUAAAUCCACUUUGACAUUAUGGGGUAUUGUGUGCCAGUGACCGAAAAUCUCAAUUGAAUCAAUUUUAAAUUCAGGUUGUAAGACAGCAAAUUGUGGAAAAAGUCAAGGGGUUUGAAUACUUUCUGAAGGCAUUGAACACUGGUCAUUUUAACAAUGUUUACAUACUGUUUUACCCACUUUGUAUGUAUAUACUGUAUGGCUCAUCCUAUAUAACUACUGCUGUACACACCUUUUCUAUUAAUAUACUGCCCAUACUGUCUAUACACACCAUUUAUAUAUAUAUUCUGACAUUUCUGAUAUGUCUUGGUUUUAAGUUUGGAUUGUUAUAGUAUUGCUAGAUAUUACUGCACUGUUGGAGUUAGAAACCUAAGCAGUUAGCUGCACCUGCGACAACAUCUGCAAAUCUGUGUACGCGACCAAUAAAUGUUGAUUUGAUUUGAUUUUAAUCAGCCAAUGAAUUAUACUCCUUAGCAGCACGGCGUAUGGCAGUAAAUCACUAACAUUGGCUUUAGGCCCAUAAAAAAAAAUCUGAAAACGGACUACUUUAAAAUGGAGACAGCCCUCCAUUGUGCCUGCCUGGUCCCAUAUCGGUUAGUACUCUUGCCCACUCCAUUGCACAUUGUCAAGCCAAACAUGACAAUGAAUGAGUGACAAGGACUUGGCAUGAUAGCACAGACAGACAGGUACCCUGGCGCUGUUCAUGCUGUCACAAAAGCAGUCAAUGGAAAAGAUAGGAGGUGCGCCAUCUAGGUUUUAUAACUUUGUGCUCCCAAUGCAUAUAGCAAUAUUGUUGGGCCUCUUUUGUGGAAUGAAGACCUCAGGAAAACAGAUAUUUUUAGGAUGACCCAUAUACAUUAGAGCCAGUGUGUGUUGAACAGAAUGUCUCCGUGUGUGUCCACAGGCAGCUUAUCCUGAUCAUAGAGUUGUACAGCCACUACGAUGUGUAUGACUACCUCAGACAAAUAGCACUGACCCUCUGCUCAGACAAAGUGUCGGAAGUUCGGUGGAUCUCUUACAAGCUGGUAGGCAUGCCGUUUGUACUUGUGUUAUUGAAAAUGUAACUGUGUUGUUGAAUGAUCAUGAUCUUUCUUUCUUUUUUUUAUUGAACAACUUAAAGUAGUCAUUGUGCUGAAUGAUAGGAGCUGUGAGUAUGUCUGUAUUGUGUCAAUUUCUGGAAGUAGACAAUUAUUAUCACUGCAUUAAGGUCACUUAAGGUACCUGCCACUAAGGUUAACCCUAAUUGCUCCUGUAAGUCGCUCUGGAUAAGAGCGUCUGCUAAAUGACUUAAAUCUAAAUCUUUAGAAUGGAAAGCAUGGCUUGCGUCCCAAAUGGCACCCUAGUAUUCCCUAUAGACGGGUUAGCUGACGUGUUGUUGUGAUUCUGGAUGGCCAGAUAGCUAGCAACAAUGAGAAGAAGCUGCCAUGUGGGGAAUUGUAGGUGGCUCGUUUCAGUUAGUUUUAUCUUGUUCUUGAUACCAUGCCUUAUUUUGAGGUAUUUUGUCUGAUGUCAUGUCUAUGUUAAUAUGGCCAAAAUUCGCUAGCUAGCUAACCAAUAACUGUAAUGAUCUAUUUGAGAGACAGCAAGUGCUCAUUGUGCAAAUGUAUUUAUGUUUUCAAUAAACAUUGAAGACAAAAUAUAGUUUGCAUGUUGUCAACAAUCUAAGCCAACCCCGUCUGUUUUGCCCCAUAGUUGCGCAUGUGUCGGUUUUGUUGCUAGACAACCAACCCGUCUAUAAUGCCGUACUUUUGACCAGGGCCCAAUAGGCUCUGGUCAAAAGUAGUGUACUGUAUAGGGAAUAAGGUGCCAUUUGGGAUGCAGCCUCUGUCUCAUCUUUGUCUUGUCCAUCCUAGGUGGUGGAGAUCUUACAGAAGAUGUAUGCAUGUGGAGCCCAUGACCUGGGCCUGAACUUCAUCAACGAGCUCAUCGUCCGCUUCUGCCACUGUCCCAAGUGGGUGGGCCGCCAGGCCUUCGCCUUUAUCUGCCAGGUCAGGACAACAUUUUGUUCACGAAAAGUGAAUUUAUGAAAAUAAAUCUGUACAAACACCAUUUCCAAUAGCUGCUGCCUUCAGAAAAUGUUUUUGUUUGAAAUUGCAUCAGCAGUGCUUGCCAUAGCACUAUUCUGAAAGAAGGCAGGUGUGAGGAUUGAAUGGCCAUUGUUGACUGCUGUAGUGUUCAUUAGGCACCAAAUGGAAAGACAACUGACUGCAACAGGGAGGGACUACCUAGAGCAGGGGUGUCCAACCCUGUUCCUGGAGAGCUACCAUCCUGUAGGUUUUCACUCCAACCCCAGUUGUAACUCAACCUGGUUCAGCGUAUCAACCAGCUAAUUAUUAGAAUCAGAUGUGGGAGUGAAUUUACAGGACGGUAGCUCUCCAGGAACAGGGUUGGAGAGCCCUGACCUAUAGUAGUCCAAUAAGAAACUCUAAUAUUGUUUUCCAUUGCAAAAUAGUCAAACAAAUUAUUUAGCGUUCCCUAAUGAAUACGACCCUGCUCUCCAUGUGUCGUCUCCGCUGUGUUCCCCAGGCCAUAGUGGAAGAGGACUGUAUGCCAAUGGACCAGUUUGCCCAGCACCUCCUCCCCAGUCUACUCAGCCUAUCGUCGGACCCAGUCGCCAACGUCCGUGUGCUGGUGGCCAAAGCACUGCGGCAGAGUGUCAUGGAGAAAGGUAAAGACUGGGUGGUGUAGGAUGAAGUUGCCCCUAGACGCUGAUAUGUGGUCAGUUUAGCAUUUUUCCCCACUAAUGGUUUCAGUUAGGACUGGGGGAUGGGGAGCUGAUCCUAGAUCUGUACCUAGGGAAAACUUCACCCCAGAGCAGUCACCCCAGAGCAGACUGGGCCCUCAAUGCACCCAAUAAUAAAAUACAUCUUUAUUUGCCCCCGAGAGGGAAUAUGUCUUGUACAUUUAAAUGCAUUGGCAAUAUAAAAACCGAUAGCACACGUUCAAGCUAUAGCUAGACCAACUCGUAGGUAUAAGCUAAAGACGGCUAAAUUGGACACUGAUGACAGUUAGUGUACUGUAGUUGUAGUACAAUGUCUUUCCCAGUGCAACACGUCUCUCGUGGCGUGUUGUUUUUGCUCCUCCCAAAAUGUGUGAAGCAGUAUGUUCCAUUAUCCAAACGAGCAUACCACUUAGAAUAUUGUUUUCCCUCUCUCUCUUCUGUGGACUAUUUGCUGCCUUCAUUUUGUUGGUCAUGUUUUCCCUCUUUUCCUCAUUGUUCCCCUUUUUAAAUUUUUGUUCUCCAUAUUUCCCAAUUUUCCUACAUUCUUAUAUUCCUUUUUAAUGAUGUAAAGUGUGUUGUGACCAUAGAAAUAUAAUUACUCCCCACUGGUCCACCCAUUAUGGCCUCACUGACUUGAACUGAAUGGGGACACCCGUUCUAUUCAUUCUAUUUCUAUGGUUGUGACCCAUGUAAAAUGCACUUGAAAUAAAUACUCACUUUACUUGGCUCUCUGCAGCGUACUUUAAAGAGCCAGGCAGUGCCUACUCAGAUGAGCUGGAGGAGACUGUGAUGGCCCUGCAGGCGGAUAAGGACCGAGACGUACGCUUCUUUGCCAGCCAGGAUCCCAACAUGGCCCUUAUGGACACUGCUGCCUUAAUCUAG